Dreissena polymorpha is the source of this 2591-nucleotide messenger RNA. RefSeq names its product coagulation factor X-like. Lineage: Eukaryota; Metazoa; Mollusca; Bivalvia; Myida; Dreissenidae. Gene Ontology annotation, biological process: proteolysis. The record is from RefSeq and is a predicted model, not a curated record. The transcript has 13 exons. Gene Ontology annotation, molecular function: serine-type endopeptidase activity. The coding region runs from base 70 to 1761 and encodes 563 amino acids.
GCUUCUCUUGGUGGUCCUUACUGCGCUUCCAGCUUGGAUGAUCGCACAUUUCUAAGCAGUGGAAACACAAUGCGAUUGGUAUUCAAGAUGGACCAUUCUUUGUCUUUCUUCGGAUUUCAGGCCAACUUCACAUUUUUGCACAUUGACCAGCUAGACAAAGAUUGUGGAUGCAGGAGGAAUACAGUAUGUGUUGUACAGGGUUUUGAAAAGAUGUGCAUUGGCGGGUCCACGUGUAGCGUUGCUAGCUGCGCGAAUGGAGCCGUAUGUGUGAACAAUGGAAGUGUUGAUCAUUGCUACUGUACUGCAGGGUACACUGGAAACUUCUGCACUGAAAAGACAGGCUCUGCUGGACGCCUGAAAUUCAAACAAGAACUAAAGAGCAGGAAAGUCAUGAAAGGUGCACAGUUUGAAAGCCAUUGUCAGGUGGAAAAGCCUGUUUCAGGAGAUCGUGUCGUCUACUCUUGGUACCAUGAAGGAAACCUCAUUGGUGAUUAUCACAGCAAUAACAAGUUUGGAGAUUUGGGAGAGGGUACGCUAAUGAUAAAUAACUUUAAAGAACAGUUUGAAGGAAGAUACACGUGUGAAGCACGAGCGGGAAAUUCAACAACGGAACAAACAUUCACUCUCAAAAUGGUAGAGGAGUGCGUGUUAGACAUGAAAGGGCCAUCAGAUGACGAAGAGGAUGCUGGUAAAAUUGUCAUCUUAUCGUGUUCAGCAUUUGGAGCAACCGACAUUUGGUGGGAGAGAAGCUAUGAAAAAAUUGAUACAGAAUCAACUGGAAGCAAAUUCACUAAAAUGGACAACAAAUAUCUUCGCAUCGCUAACGUAUCAACACAAGACUCGGGUAUGUACACUUGUGUGGCCAAGGAUACCAGGCACUGUGAAAGCAGACGCAGUGGAACACUUACUAUACUAAACCGGGGACCAUAUGAACGAUAUUGUGGUAUUUCGGUAAAUGAUCAAGUUCGCAAAACCCAAGCUGCGGCUUACAUUUCUACGGGCCAAGAUGCGUCUAAAAAUGAAAACCCAUGGCAUGUCAGUUUAUUUAAGAACGGUGUUACGUUUUGUGGUGGGUCAUUGAUAUCUCAGAGGUUUGUAGUGACUGCAGCCCAUUGCAUAACCGACCUUAAAACAGAAGACGUUAGGAUCGCCUUUGGAAGUUUAAAUUGUACAGCUCCUGCAGAUUUAAUCCGAGGUACAAAAGCCAUCACUAUUCACCCUCGGUUCAACAAAACUGCAUUCUUCGACAGUGACAUUGCCUUGCUGGAACUCAACGAGGCUGUCCAGUAUUCUGACUCAGUGCGUCCAAUAUGUGUCCUAGAUUAUUCCAAGAUUGGCUCACUAAUGGCUCCCAGUCAUCCGAAUGGGAGAGUUUCUGGAUGCGGAAUGUUGGACGAAAAAGGCCAAAAACCAAAUGUUCUUCAGCAUAUUGUUAUGCCGUACACGGAUAGAAGCACAUGUGAGAAAGAUUUGGAAACAAUAGAAAAACAAAACUAUACCUUUACAGAGAACAUGUUUUGUGCAGGCCAGAAGAAACGUCGGGUUGGUGACGUUUGUAGGGGCGACAGUGGUGGUGGUUUCAUGAUGGAAUUAACAGGCAGGUUUCAGUGGGUGCUCGGUGGUAUUGUCUCCUUUGGGUUCAGGUGUGACGGUCCUGAACACUACUCAUAUUUUACCAACGCGGGCAAAUUCUACAACUGGAUCAACGGCAUUGCCAAAUUCACUGAUGAAAAAGUCAACCUUGACUUCCUGAAUGAGUGAUUGUAUGUUCAACAUUGAACAUAUAAUCUUGGUCUGAAAUUUGAUUGAUGGCCUUGUUUUUAUUAUACUUCCUGUAAAUAAAGUAACAUUGAAUUUCUCGGCUUGAAUGACACCUUGUUUUGCUAACUUGUCCAACAUUCGUCGAUAAAAACUUAUUGUUAUGCAUUCAUAUUAAUAAACUGCAUCAGUAAAAUGUGUUCAUUCGCAAACUUGAACCGACUCACGAAGUUAGCAAAACAAAACAAUAAUUGUUAUUUGCGUAUAAAUACAUAUUUAAGUGAUGUAAAUAUCCCAAAGUACAGAAUGGCUCUCUCUAGAUUAAGAGUCUCUGCACAUUAAAGUCGAAACGGGUAGAUGGCAAAAACCAAUAGCUAUUCCUUAUGAAGAAAGAAAAUGUACUUUAUGCAAUGUCUUAGAAGACGAAUACCACUUUGUUAUGGAGUGUAUAUACUGAUGUAAGAAAAGCUUAUUUAAAGCCAUGUUAUUACGUAAGACCAAAUAUGUUAAAGUUUAUAGAUUUGUUGACCUCUCAAAAUAGCAAUAUAGUUAAAAAUUUAGCUAUGUUUAUUUUUAAAGCAUGGAAAAUAAGAAAUACUUAUAAUACGUAUUAUGAUUAGGGUAGGACUUUUGUAUAUAUUUAUGCACAGCCUCUUGCUGUAUAUUGACUUAUAAAAUAUCCAAUACUUUGCUUUACAUUGUACCGAUGUAGUUUUGAUGUCUAUGAUUUGAAUGACAUGUGGCUCUGUGUUUUUGCUUAUUGUAUUAGAUAUUUCAUGUAUACUCAUGGGCAUAUUGCCUACUGUAUUAUCUAAUAAACUAAACUACAAUUA